AUGUCCGGCCGUCUCCACUCCGCCCCGCCCUUCAGGGCCGAGCAAAUGGGCUCCCUCCUCCGCCCCCAGAACCUCCUCGACAUCCGCGCCACCAUCCGGGACACCAACGUCUCCGAGGCCGACGCCGGGCUCCCCGCCGCCGAAAAGGCCGCCAUCACCGACGUGGUCAAGAUGCAGACGGACCUAGGCUUCAAGGCCGUGACGGACGGCGAGUUCGUGCGCACCCGCUUCUGGGGCCUCACUUGGGACGAGUUCGAGGGCACCACGCGCCUGCAGGACGCCGAGGCCUCCAUGUUCCGCCUCUACCACCCGGACGUCGUCAGCCUCAUCGAGCAGGACCGCAAGGUCAUGCCCGGCGAUUCCGUCAUCGCCGGCGGCAAGAUUCGCUUCAACCCGGCCAAGUCGGUGUCCAACUUGCACGAGGUCAAGCUCGUCCAGGACGCCCUGCCCGAGGCGGAUCGCGGCAACGCGUAUGCGAAUGACGCCGAGUACUUUGCUGACGUUGCCAAGGCGUACAAUGACGAGCUGAGGCACUUGUACGAUGCUGGUCUGAGGAACGUUCAAUUUGACGAUCCCGGCAUGGCUUACUUCUGCUCCCAAAAGUUCCGCGACGGCUGGGCCGCCGACUCCGACAACAUCGGCACCGUCGAAGACCUCUUCGACGCCUACAUCAAGCUCUACAACGACUCCCUCGCCGGCCUCCCCGAGGACCUGCACACCGGCAUCCACCUGUGCCGCGGCAACUUCAUCGGCGGCCGCCACUUCGCCGAGGGCGCCUACGACAUUAUUGCCCAAAAGCUCUUCGAGAACCUCGACGUCAAUACCUUUUACCUCGAGUACGACACCGAGCGCUCCGGCGGCUUCGAGCCCCUGCGCUUCCUCCCCAAGAACAAGAACGUCGUCGUCGGCAUCGUCAGCACGAAGCUCGCCCAGCUCGAGGAUAAAGAGGAGAUGAAGGCCCGCGUGUACCGCGCCGCCGACUUCAUCGCCGAGGGGAGCGGCCAGACCAAGGAGGAGGCGCUUCGUCGCGUGUGCGUGAGCCCGCAGUGCGGGUUUAGCACGCACGAGAGCGGGUACCCGCUCGGUGAUGCGGAGCAGGCGGCGAAGCUGAAGCUGGUGAGGGAGAUUGCUGAUGAGAUUUGGGGCGAGCCGUAA
This is a messenger RNA of Parascedosporium putredinis, 1155 nucleotides long. NCBI's taxonomy places the organism in Eukaryota, Fungi, Ascomycota, Sordariomycetes, Microascales, Microascaceae. The record is from the annotation of a GenBank genome assembly.